This is a messenger RNA of Cinclus cinclus, 1023 nucleotides long. RefSeq names its product solute carrier family 10 member 1 (gene SLC10A1). The record is from RefSeq and is a predicted model, not a curated record. Gene Ontology annotation, biological process: bile acid and bile salt transport. Gene Ontology annotation, molecular function: bile acid:sodium symporter activity. Gene Ontology annotation, cellular component: membrane. Lineage: Eukaryota; Metazoa; Chordata; Aves; Passeriformes; Cinclidae.
AUGAACAAGACCAAGGGAGCUUUUGAUAGCCCAAAACUUUGGAGCCCAGGCUGCAUGCAGAGCAGUAUUUCCCUGACCAGUCUGGAAGCAACCUUUGCAUUUGGACAGGCUACGGACACAGCCCUGAAUGUAAUCCUUAUCGUGGUCCUCCUCAUCAUCAUGGUGUCUCUGGGAUGUACAAUGGAGAUAACCAAGAUCACAGCUCCCCUCAGGAGACUUAAAGGUGUGGCAAUGGCCAUAAUGGCUCAGUACAGCAUCAUGCCCAUAACAGAAUUCAUAUUGAGCAAGCUCUUCCAGCUGGGCACCUCAGAAUCCCUGGCCAUCCUCAUCUGCGGCUGCUGCCCAGGUGGAAACGUCUCCAACAUCUUUAGCCUGGCACUGAGAGGGGACAUGAACCUCAGUGUUGUAAUGACCGCAUGCUCCAUGGUCCUGGUAACUGGAUUAAUGCCACUGCUUCUGUACCUUUACUCGGGAGGACUGCAUGAGGGUGACUUGGAGGGCAAGGUACCUUGCAAAGGAAUAAUCACCUCCCUGGUGCUGAUGCUAAUCCCCUGUGCCAUUGGCAUCAUCAUGAAUGAGAAGAAACCACAGUACACUGGCCUUAUCACCAAGGUAGAGUUAUUUAUGCUUCUACUGUCACCUGUUGCUAUAAUUGUUCUGUCUGUGGCCAAUAUGGGAAGCUGUAUCAUGAUUGUCUUCUCACCAUCCCUCCUAGGAACUUCUGCCUUAAUUCCCCUCACCCUCCUGCUGGGCUACACUGUCUCUGUAGCCUUCAAGCUUAAUGACCGGUGCAGGCAGACAGUGUGCAUAGAAUCUGGCUGCCAGAAUGUACAGCUUUGCUCAAAUAUGCUCAAGGUCACCUUUGCCCCAGAGAUCAUUGGUCCCCUGUACUUCUUCCCACUACUCUACUUGCUGUUCCAGCUUGGAGAAGGAUUUGUGCUCAUCCUGGUCUUUCAGAUCCAUGAAAGAAUGAAGCAGGCCAAUGGCAAGUACAGUUUUGCUCCUUUAUACUUUCCACACUAA